Molecule: messenger RNA, 1678 nt
Organism: Diprion similis
Lineage: Eukaryota; Metazoa; Arthropoda; Insecta; Hymenoptera; Diprionidae
Product: malate synthase-like
Exons: 2
Coding region: 10-1656 (548 amino acids)
Biological process (GO): glyoxylate cycle
Cellular component (GO): cytoplasm
Molecular function (GO): malate synthase activity
Source: RefSeq, a predicted model, not a curated record
GAGAAGAGAAUGAAUGUCUUAACAGAAAGUGUGGCUCCAACAAAAAAACAUAAUGUGUUUUUGGCGUCUCCACCAAAAAAUUUAAAAACGGAAUUUGAUACUUUGUUUACGUUGGAAGCUAUCGAGUUUUUGGUAGAUCUGAUAGAAGAAUUUGAUGACCAAGUUGAUCAACUUUACUACGCAAGAUUCAUAAAAAAAUAUAAGUUGAAACGGAAUCCCAAAAUACCAGCAUUCUUAGACACUGACAUUGUAAACAGUGAUUGGAAAGUAGCUCCAGUGGGUAGGCGACUGCAAAACCGGCACUUAGACCUUGGCGAUGUCAGUCCAUCAAAUUUGGAUCAUUUCACUAAAGCACUCGGUUGCAACGUAGAGGGCAUACAAGUAGAUUUUGACGAUGGCCAUUGUCCAACAUGGAGAAAUCAAAUAUUAGGCUUCUACAACGUGUAUAAAGCGGUUCGAAAUGAACUGCCCAAUGUUCCUCCAAUUUGGAAAGCACCGAUUCUUAUGCUGCGGCCAAGAGCGUGGAACAUGCUAGAGCACAACGUUACUGUGAAUGGGAAAGAGGUCCCUGGACCUCUUUUAGAUUUUGUUUUACUCACAUUUCACAACGCGAAUAUAUUGCGAUACUGUGAAAGCGGUCCAUAUUUUUAUUUAUCAAAACUGGAGGGUGCUAGUGAAGCGAAACUCUGGAACGAUAUUUUCACAUGGACGGAGUCGAGGUUUGGCAUGCCUUGCGGCACGAUAAAAGCUUGUGUUUUGAUUGAGAAUAUUUUGAGCUCAUUUGAGAUGGAUCAGAUAUUGUUCAACUUGAAAGAUCACUCAUUGGGACUAAAUUGCGGAAUAUGGGAUUACGCAGCAUCGAUAAUAAACAAAUUUGGCAACAACAAGUCUUUCAUUCUGCCUGAUAGAAACAAAUACGUUAACAUGAAUCGUCACUUUCUCAAGUGUUACAUGGAGCUUGUGGUCAAAACUUGUCACAGACGAGGUGCACAUGCAACUGGCGGUAUGGCGGCUUUGUUAUUGCCAACAGAAGAUAAUUCGGAUGAGUUUCACAGAGUUGUGGAAACAGUAGUAAACGGAAAACUUGCAGAGAUUCAAAUGGGCGUGGAUGGCUUCAUGGUGUUUGAUGUUGGACUUGUCCCCUACAUGAACAAUCUAUGGAAAAAAUACGGAGGGCCAAGUUAUAAUCAGAUAAAAUAUCCUGGUACACCAAAUGACGUUUCGGAAGCUGACUUGCUCAAACUGCCAACUGGAGGCGUAACAAUUGACGGAUUAAAGCAUAACAUAUCUGUAACCAUUUUAUUCAUCUUCUAUUGGUUGCAAGGUGUGGGCCAUUUUGCAUAUAAAGGCGCUGUGGAAGACUCCGCGACAGCAGAGAUUUCAAGAUCGCAGAUUUGGCAGUGGAUAAGACACGGGGCGAAGUUUGAGGACGGAAACGGAGAUUUACUAACGCGGGGAUUAGUAGACAGUUAUGCCUGUAAAAUCAUUGACCAUUUAUUAGAAGAGUAUUGCUCUACUUUCCAGGACAAAAUCAAUUUACAUACAGCUCGCGAUUUGUUUACGGAAAUUGUCAACCACAGAGAGUUUCCUGAUUUUAUUACAACCUACUUGAAUGAUGCACAUGUAUUUCGUAGACUACAUCAUUCUAGUUUGUAAUUUUAAACUAUGUAUAUAUUUU